Didymodactylos carnosus is the source of this 792-nucleotide messenger RNA. The record is from the annotation of a GenBank genome assembly. NCBI's taxonomy places the organism in Eukaryota, Metazoa, Rotifera, Eurotatoria, Philodinida, Philodinidae.
AUGUCUAUUUCUCUAUGUACAGGUUAUAAUUAUACCAUUCGAGAAAUUGAUGAUUAUACAACUGUUCAUGGUAAUAAACGAUUAAGUUACAUUUAUUUUUAUGAUACAAAUAAGACACCAUUGUUAUGUAGCUACAUUUAUACAUUGAACUCAAAGAUAAAAUGUAACGAAAACUAUAAUCCUCAAGUGACGUGUUACUACAAUGCGCAUAAUUCAACAUCGACAACAGAUAUUCAAGAUUUGAUUAAUGAAUUUUUGAAUGUUGUCAAAACCGACAUGCCUGAUAAAAAAACCAGCAGUUUGAGUUCCAAUCUUAGGUCAUUGGAAUUUAACAAAAAUGCAGGAAAUCAAAAUUUAUUGCCGUAUACGUUAUGGGCUAUAGGAGUAACGAUGGGCAUCGCCAUAUGUCUCCUCAUUUUCGUUGCAGUUGUUUUAAUUUGUGGACGUGAAGACAAAAGUACCAGAGAAGAUAGCCUGUCUGGUACACAUUCAGUUCAUAUCACAAACUCAUCGUCGGAUCCAUUUAACAGUUCACUUUCACCAAGAAAUACUCAGGAUCUGAGAACCCAUUCAAAACGUCAAAGUUUUGGUUAUUCCCAAAUACCGUCGACUCCCACUCAGACGAGUGAAUUCGGUGGAUUGAAUUCACCAAGAACAAAGAAAAAUUUAGUUUUGUACAAAACAUUUCAUGGACCAAAAAUUGUUCAACCGCUAUUAUCGUCAAUGCCAUUCGCAGAGAGAAGAGGAUCAGCACGCCAACGAAUGAUGAUUGCACAACAAUUUGGACUUUAG